GCUCACGGAUCUCCCCGAGAUACCAGAAAGGCACAGACUUUACAGCGCAUGUGUAGAUUUCACGAAUCUAGAUGGUUCACAAUAUGUCAAAGAAAUGCGCCAUGGUUUCUCUAUAGUUUUGGUAUGGGUGCAGUAUCUAUCUGGGUCACCUAUAAUUCUCAAGCAAAAGAUGGUGGGAACGACCUCGCUGGGUGGGCAUGAUGUGUCUUCUGAUCAGCCGUGGUUGCAGAAUGUUCGCUGCCAGCGACGAAAGGACCUGGCAUGUUCAGGUUUCUUUUCCACGACGAAGUGGAGAUUGAGGACUUCGAGUACGAUGAAGAGAGCGAGACCUACAGCUACCCGUGUCCGUGUGGGGACCGCUUCCUCAUCACUCGGGAGGAUCUGGAGAAUGGUGAAGAUGUGGCCACCUGCCCUAGUUGUUCACUUAUAGUGAAAGUAAUCUAUGACAAGGAGCAAUUUAUGUGCGGUGAAGAAGUUGCAGUGCCUACCACAAAGAAGGAGUUGGUUAAAUGCUGAUGGUCAUCUGAUGAACUGUGCUGUCCAUUAAAAAUGGGGAAGCUGAAUCUAAGAAGAUAAAUGUUUCUCACCAGCUGCUAAUGUACCAUGAGAGAAUAGUGCAACUGUUGUCAAAACACUGCGUACGUUUUGGUGCCUUCAGAGAUGCUUAAUAUAUUUAAAGACACAAUCUUUUUUGGAUGCAAUGAAAGCUGGCAAAAUUCCAGAGUUGCUGAAAUUGUCUUAUCUGAAAUAUUUAUUUUGAGCCGGGCAAAUACCUGCAAACAGUCAGUGGAUUGCAGACCCUGGAUCCUUCCUGAUGGUGUCCAGGAUGACGUAUGGGAUGCUGAAGUGCAAGAAUGCUACUUGAGGCAUUUUGUGAAUGAUGGAUAUGUGGUCUAUAUCAUAGACCCGAUCAGUUGAAAUUAAGCUUCUAUCAAUAUUUUCACUGGCUUUUUGUUUUACAAAGUUGCUUCAUAUCAUGCUCAUUGUAUUUGGAUAAACUUGUCAGCUAACUACAAUAUUGCCAUCCAUCUUGGUGGGUAAGGGUAAGCAAAGAUAAUAGCUGCUUUGGUGUUUCCAAACAGCAUGCAUCCUGGUCUUAUGCAUAGUUACCUGCACCUAAGUCAGUUGACUUCAAAUUUUCAGUUGGAUUUGUAGCUUCUAGAUACAAUUCUGCUAAAGGGCUUCAAUAAGAAUAUUUGUAGGAGUGUUAACCAUUUCCAUUAGUACCUUUACUUUUUAAAAAAAUUGGUUCGGAAGUUCAAGUACGUGGUUUUCUUGGACUACUUCCUGAUGCGAUGCUGUCUCAGUAUAACUGAAUCAUUGUUUGGAAUUCCAGGUAAUGUUUUUUAUUUUGCCUCUUAGAGUAUGAACAAGCAUAAGCUGGUUCAUCAUCUGUCAUCACUGUGAUAACCCAUUACUGGAGUUAGAGUAUAUAAAACCAGGUCAUGUGUCUAAGUUCCGACUGCAUACGAAAGAGCCCUUUUAGCAAGCCUUCAAGAUCAACUUUUGAUCACCAGCUUGUUAUCUGAUGUGUUAACUGCAAUUGCUUUUGGUGAUCUAUAGGUGGCACUAAAACACUGUAAAAGGUUGUGUUCAUAACAAACUUUUAAGAAACCAGCUUUACUUUUUUUGUAGAAACAUUUAACUUAUAUUUUCAAUAAACCUUAAGGUGUUUAUUUUUAAUUGUAGUAGGCUGUAUUGUAGCUUCACUGGGAUGGAUUUGACUGGAAACUGAGGCAUGUGUGUCAAAAAUUGCAUGGAAAUAUUUCUCAAGUAAUCACAUUAGGGAAUCUUUUGGAUUUGGGCAGGAGAGUAGCGGGAACUCCAUAGUGUACACUUCUUUGAAAUGUCAUGACAACCCAGUGACUUGCCAAAUCAGGUUAUGUGGAACUCUUCAGUAAGCAUUUUGAUGCUUUGCUUGCUGCAUUGGCACAAAAAUGAAUGCAAAUCUGAGAGGACUGUAGCUUCAACCACUGUAUUUCUUCACAACUAUAUUAAUUUUAACAUCAGUAUUUUGUGAGGUAGCAGCUGCUUGUUUUUAUGAAACCUAUAAGUGUGAAAAUGUACUUCCACUAGAAUAGUUGAAAGCCUGGCCUUAUAAGUCUGUUUUUAUCUGCCAGAUAGCACCUAUGAUACCACUUCUUUAACGUGGGUCCAUUCACAGAAAUUUACUAUGAUGUGUAUAAUGAUGACAUGUGUUAAGCCAAUUCACACUUUGGGCUAGACCUGCACAACAAAGCCCAUAGCUGAUUGUGGUCCUGUGGGCAAAUACCAGUUAUGUGUGUCCUUUAACCACUCUGAGAGAAUCUAAGGAUCACACAAUCUCAGCAAAAAGAGUGAGCUGAGAUGGUUGUAUCAAUGUCUCCAUCACUACUUCUUGUUUUCAGAGGUAUUAAUGAAAUUGGUGCCACUUUUUGCCUACCCUUGUAGUCCACCAACCAUUCGAUACCCUUCCUAUGAAUUUCUGGGAGUGUAAAAGCACAGUGCUGUUGCUCUCAAGCAUAGCUAGGAGGAGCAGCAAUGAGGGGUUGAGAAAUAAAAAGAGUAAUAAUAUCAUUAAGGAUGCUGAAGGAAAACACAAAGAUAAGGAAGGUAAUGAAGGCAGACAUGAUCUUACCGCAAGAAAAGGAGGGAGGACGCCAGAAGGAUAGACCUUGUCAGGGGAACAGUAGCGGUGUAAAGACAUCUGUGGCAUGGGAAAAGAGAAUUGAGGGGGCAGAGAGAUCCGUGAUGGAACAGGACGACUGUGAAGACACACGGGAAAAAUGGGCUCCUGAGAUGUGAACCGGCAAAAAUACCAGUUUGAGGGGUGGAAUAAGGUAUUAAUUAUGAGGGUAGUUUGGGCAAGGGAAGACAACAGACUGCAAUGGGCCGAAGAGUGGAGAAAGAAGACGGUGUUCAAAGAAUUGAGGUGAUGCUUCAUCUGGAGCAAAAGUUUUAAGAUCUAACCUGUAGUUUACUAGAGUUAUCUAUUUUAUUCACAAAAAAAUGUACGCUACCGUUCUGCCCUUAUAAGGGCCACCAAGGUGGCUAAUAAUUUAAAACCUACAUGAUAAAUCCCAUUUAAAAACCAUUAAAAUCAACCAAUCCAUACCACACUUCAUUAAAACAAUUUUAAAAGUUAAAAUACAGAACAUAAAAGCAGCAAAUGUAGCAUUGGUUUGGAAGGAGGGAUUAUGAGGGAGGGCCAAAUGGCAUGAUGCUCAUGGUCUAAUUCUCCAGUUCCCAUAUACUUAGCUUUCUGAAGAGGAAGUUUCUAAAGAGCAACUGGUCUUUAGACUCUUGCAGUGCAAUCCUAAGAAUAUCCCUUCUUUUUAUUGUCCUGCAUAGGAUUGCUCAGAAUCCUAAAACCGGUUCUCUAAAAGACAGUGAAUUGGGAUGUAUGAGCAAUUCAGGAUUGGGGUACAAUUUAACAAAGAGCUUGUGUGCUCAGAGGGAUUUCACACAUUAUGAUUUCUGCAUUGUAGAAACAGCCUCAAAUGGCAACUGCUUUGCAGCGCUGGCUUAUAAUAUUAGAAAAUUUCCCAAGACCAAGGCAAGCCAUCCAAGUGAUUCAUCUAUAUGUAAAGGCUGUCAUAUUGAGGCUUGUUCCAUUGGCUUCCACGUAGAGGAAUAUUUGGAGCUGACGUUGGUAAUAGCUAGCAGCGAGACGUGGUGAUGGCAGUAAUGUUAAAUUUGUCCCUCUUGUGCAGCUGUUGAAGACACAGGAGUCUUGAUGUACACCCCAUCCACCACAGCAGAGCAGACACACUAUUUCCUGGGUAGAAAUCAGCCUUUCCAAGGCACCACUAGCCCUAAUGGUGGGAGAGGGUGGGGUGAGACAGAACUCUUCCCCCCCCCCCCCCCCCAGUCCAAUAGUUUGAGUAGAGACAGUUCUUUUAAGGAAAUGGCAUAGGGAUAGAAUAUUAAGCCCCCUGCCUCAGGACCACUGCCUCAAUCCAAAUGCAUUUCCCAACAGCUGAUUUUGGAUGAAUUAAAGAUAUUGAAAAGGCUGACUGGAAUUAGCCCUAAAUCUUCCCAAGGUUCUUGAAAUUCUUAGAGAAGGAUUUCACACAUUUUUAAAUGGCAAAUCAGUCUCAUUAAUUAGCAAUUUGAGAAAAUAUUUGGGGAAAAAAUCUCCACUAAGCAUUCUUAGCUCUUCAGCAAAUGAGACCUAUUUUCCAUGAAGCUGAUAAUUCACCGGUGUGAGCCAGAGAAAUUCUGUCAGUGUGGUGGCCAACUGAAAGAUCUCAACAGAAAAUUUGACAACCUGCCAGGUUAAGCCAAACUCUUCAUUCAUAACCGGAAUCUGCCAGUCCCACACAGACUGUAGAAGGCCACCCAAAUGUAGAAUUUCCACUCAGGAAGGCCAACUUUCUCCUGCAUUCUCUUUUUGGAGUGUAAUCGGGCCAUGCCUUUGGUUUCUUUCCACACCAAACAAAGAAUGUACAUACUUUGUCUCAUUCAUUUUUUUUAAACUAUUCAGUUCUGACUGCAGCCCCUGCAAUAAUAAGACUUUUAUUUGAUAAAUUGGCCAGACUAUGCAAUCUAACAUGUUAACAAUAUAAAUAUUUUGCAGGCCCACUUAAUCUUCCUGUACAGUAAAUGGGAAAACAAAAAAUCAGCCAUUGUCAACAAUAUUUAAAUCUGAAUUAUUUCCGGCCUUCCAUUUAAGUUAAUUUAGUUUUCCCUCAGCAUGCAACCCCAGAUAAACAAUGUUUAAUGUUGGGUUGCCAUAGUUUUGACCAUUAUCUUGCCAUCUCUGAGUAUUAUGUGUGUCCUCCCAUCAAAGAUCAGUGGCAAACAACAAACAGCAAGAUGAAGUAAAUGUUUGUGAAAUUUUGUGCUUAGUAGUAGUGGAACAGAAAGGGAACUCAUAACUCAAGAGUCCAGUUUAGGGACACCAUGACCAGGUUAAUGAGGGAAAGCUUCCAACCUAUUGUUUUGAAUCUUAUGCACCACCAGACUAAAGAACUGAGGUGAAUGAUCUGGGAGAGACUCAUGUCUGUCACCCUGAGUUCUUUAGAAGGAGCAAAACCAGCGAAA
Messenger RNA from Sphaerodactylus townsendi, 5025 nucleotides. RefSeq names its product diphthamide biosynthesis 3 (gene DPH3). The transcript has 3 exons. NCBI's taxonomy places the organism in Eukaryota, Metazoa, Chordata, Lepidosauria, Squamata, Sphaerodactylidae. Gene Ontology annotation, molecular function: metal ion binding. The record is from RefSeq and is a predicted model, not a curated record. Gene Ontology annotation, biological process: protein histidyl modification to diphthamide. The coding region runs from base 262 to 516 and encodes 84 amino acids.